Messenger RNA from Pangasianodon hypophthalmus (striped catfish), 2034 nucleotides. RefSeq names its product methyltransferase like 3 (gene mettl3). Gene Ontology annotation, cellular component: RNA N6-methyladenosine methyltransferase complex; nucleus. The record is from RefSeq and is a predicted model, not a curated record. The transcript has 11 exons. Gene Ontology annotation, molecular function: mRNA m(6)A methyltransferase activity; mRNA (2'-O-methyladenosine-N6-)-methyltransferase activity. Bases 137 to 1912 code for a protein of 591 amino acids. Lineage: Eukaryota; Metazoa; Chordata; Actinopteri; Siluriformes; Pangasiidae.
CGGCUUUCAGUUUCCGGUACAUGGCGGAAGUUUAGUGCCUGUGUUUGAUGCAGGAGUUUGUUAACUGUUUGUUGGCGCCACUAUAGCGAGUAUUUGAAUCAUUUAGUCAUUAAGUAUCCUUCAGUUUGAGUUUAAGAUGUCAGAUACAUGGAGCGACAUUCAGGCACACAAAAAGAAGCUGGACUCUCUGAGAGAGAGGCUGCAGAGGAGGAGGAAAGAUCCAACACAGCUGGGUAUCGAGGUUGGUGGUGGUGAUGGGGCACCCACACGCAGUGACAGUCCAGGGCCAACCCUCCAAACCCCCACAGAGAUGGAGGAGGAGCGUCCCCCUGACCCUGAAUUAGAGAGAAGACUUCUGGAAUACCUGUCCGAACUGAGCCUCACACUCCCCACUGACUCUCUGGCCAUCACCAACCAGCUCAACUCUUCUGAAUCACCAGUAUCACACGCCUGCAUCCAGAGUCUUCUACUUAAAUUUUCGGCUCAGGAAUUGAUCGAAGUCCGACAGCCAACCAACAAUACCUCGUCUUCGUCCUCGUCUUCAUCCACCUUAGUUGUCUCUGUCGAUCAUACCAAACUGUGGGCAAUGAUUAGUAGUUCCACACCACAACCUCAGAAAGCUGGUGUGAAAAGAAAAGGAGAUGAUAUUAUUCACCAAAAGAGGGCUCCUGGCUCCUCCCCUUUGCUUCAGUCGUCUUCUUCGCCAUCCAAAACAUCAUCUACCUCUUCUGCUUCCAGUUCACAGCUGGCUGGGACUUCUGAUUGGAAGUCGGGAUCUGGAGGAGUUGGGGCUGAGAAAAAGGGCCGAACCAAUAAGGGAAAGACGUCUCACUUGGAUAUGGAGAUAGAGAGCUUAUUGAGUCAGCAGUCAACCAAGGAGCAACAAAACAAAAAGGUGAGCAGGGAAAUCCUUGAGUUACUGAACACUAGCUCGGCCAGGGAGCAGUCCAUUGUAGAGAAAUUUCGUUCACGGGGUCGAGCACAGGUGCAGGAAUUCUGCGAUCAUGGGACUAAGGAGGAGUGCAUGCGAUAUGGAGACACCCCACAACCCUGCAACAAGCUGCAUUUCAGGCGGAUCAUCAACAAGCACACAGACGAGAGUCUUGGAGACUGCUCCUUCCUGAACACCUGUUUCCACAUGGACACCUGUAAAUAUGUACACUACGAGAUUGACAGCCCACCUGAAGCCGAGAGCGGCUCCACGGGACCUCAGCCCGGCACCACUGAGCUCACUCUGCAUGCUAGAGACGGAGACAGCAAUGUGGGGAAACUGUUUCCAGCUCAGUGGAUCUGUUGUGAUAUCCGCUACCUGGAUGUGUCCAUCCUGGGGAAGUUUGCGGUGGUGAUGGCUGACCCUCCAUGGGACAUUCACAUGGAGCUUCCAUAUGGAACUCUGACAGAUGAUGAGAUGAGGAAACUUAACAUUCCUAUUCUGCAGGAUGAUGGCUUCCUCUUCCUCUGGGUGACUGGAAGAGCAAUGGAGCUUGGCAGAGAGUGUCUAAGCCUCUGGGGGUAUGAGCGUGUUGAUGAGAUCAUUUGGGUGAAGACCAAUCAGCUCCAGCGUAUUAUUCGGACAGGACGGACUGGACACUGGCUGAACCACGGCAAAGAGCACUGCUUGGUAGGAGUGAAAGGAAACCUUCAAGGAUUCAACAGAGGCCUGGACUGUGAUGUGAUUGUCGCAGAGGUGCGUUCUACCAGUCACAAACCAGAUGAGAUCUAUGGAAUGAUUGAGCGUUUGUCUCCUGGCACUAGGAAGAUUGAACUGUUUGGGAGGCCCCAUAAUGUCCAACCAAACUGGGUAACUUUGGGGAAUCAGUUGGAUGGAAUUCAUUUGUUGGACCCUGAUGUAGUAGCACGUUUUAAAAAGCGCUAUCCAGAUGGAGUCAUUUCCAAACCCAAAAACAUGUGAAGACAUACCCAGCUCACAGUGACUGCUACAUGUUCAGUCUUCUCAGAGACUUUCAGGAUCAUUUAAAGGCGGGAAAUCUUUUGUAUUGUCAAUCAUUUUUAAUAAAACAACUAGGUGAAUUA